Messenger RNA from Danio rerio (zebrafish), 1364 nucleotides. The record is from RefSeq and is marked validated. NCBI's taxonomy places the organism in Eukaryota, Metazoa, Chordata, Actinopteri, Cypriniformes, Danionidae.
AUACCCGUGCUCGUGCAUCUGGCUUACAGGGCGGUGCUUUGUUUUUCUGUACUAUUCUCAGCAGUCGAUUUCAGAGUUUGUGAGGACGUUUUCAGCACCUCGAAAAUAGUUUUAAUAAUUGCCUUUAUUUAAAGCUUCUAAAUGUGCAAACAGUUUUAGAUAAGGAUUUAGGAAGCAUCAAAAAACCGUCUUUCGUCUCUUGUAGUUUUACCUCCGCAGGCAGUUCUUCUCGGAUUACAUCAUCAUGUUCAAUUUAAUCAUCUUUACGGCAAAAUGUUGAAGAUUUAUAUUAGCAAAGCCACGUUAUGCCUGUUUCUGUCGCUCAUUCGAGGUGUGUUUGGUGCUGAUGCGGAUGAAGUGAAGUCAGUAUCAGUGACUGAGAGAGAUUUUGUCACUUUAAACACUGAUGUUACUGAAGUACAGAAAACUGAUCAGAUAUUGUGGAUGUUUGGACCUCAAGAGACUCGUAUUGCUGAAAUACAUAAGCAGAGCAUUGACAUGUUUGACAGCAAUGAGACAUUUGGAGACAGACUGAAGAUGAACAGACAAACUGGAUCUCUGACCAUCACAGACAUCACAACUGAACUCUCUGGACUUUAUAAACUGACCAUCAUUACCAGUGGAGGAACUACUUAUAAGAGAUUCAGUGUUACUGUUUAUGCUCCUCUUCCUGUUCCUGUAAUCAGCAACAAUACCUUAAGCAGUCAAAAACCAUCCCCAGACUCCAGAUGUUCAGUGUUGUGUUCAGUGUUGAAUGUGAGCGCUGUGAGUCUCUCCUGGUACAAAGGAAACAGUGUAUUGUCCAGCAUCAGUGUAUCUGAUCUCAGCAUCCGUCUCUCUCUACCUCUGGAGGUGGAAGAUCAGGAUAACAACACCUACAGCUGUGUGGUCAACAACACCAUCACAAACCACACCACACAUCUGGACAUCAGUCAGACCUGCCACACAAAAACUCCACCUGCUGCCAUUUUCCUCCCUCUUUUAAUUUCUGCUUUAGUUCUGGCUGGACUUGCUGCUGCAAUGUACUUCUUAUAUAAAAAGCACAAAGAAAAAAAAGUUGAUGGUUCCAAACCAAGUACGCAAAGACUGACAACAGCCCAGACUGAGCAGACAGAUGAUAUAGAGAUACAUUAUGCCGAAGCAACAUUUCACCUUCAAAAUAAACCAAAAAAUAAAGCAAAUGGGACUGAGGAAAUUAUAUACUCCAGUGUCAACAUGAUCACAUGAUGACAUGAGACCAUCCAUUUAAUUUCAACACAGUGCUUAUGUCUGGAUUUGUGCUUAAAAAUCUGAAAAAGGGUAAAGGAAUUCAGAUGACCAUAUCGUGGGACUUUUUUUUUAUUUUGUAAAAGAACCAGAUACAU